Messenger RNA from Purpureocillium takamizusanense, 906 nucleotides. RefSeq names its product ribosomal protein S23. Lineage: Eukaryota; Fungi; Ascomycota; Sordariomycetes; Hypocreales; Ophiocordycipitaceae. Gene Ontology annotation, molecular function: structural constituent of ribosome. The record is from RefSeq and is a predicted model, not a curated record. Gene Ontology annotation, cellular component: ribosome; cytosolic small ribosomal subunit. Gene Ontology annotation, biological process: translation. The transcript has 2 exons. The coding region runs from base 148 to 585 and encodes 145 amino acids.
CUCAACUUUUCGUUGCUCCGCCCGUUCCAACAACCAUCCGUCGACGCGAUACGCAGAUAAAUCGGUACGUGCAAUUACCAACGCCGAGAGUCGCCAUUAUUCUUGUCGUAACAUUCCCGUCGCUGACUCGAACGACCGUUAGCAAUCAUGGCUGGUGGCAAACCCCGUGGUCUCAACGCCGCACGAAAGCUGCGAACGAACCGAAAGGACCAGAAAUGGGCCGACCUUCACUAUAAGAAGCGUGCCCUGGGCACUGCUUUCAAGUCCUCGCCCUUCGGUGGCUCUUCCCACGCCAAGGGCAUCGUCCUCGAGAAGGUCGGUGUCGAGGCUAAGCAGCCCAACUCCGCUAUCCGAAAGUGCGUCCGUGUUCAGUUGAUCAAGAACGGCAAGAAGGUCACGGCUUUCGUCCCCAAUGACGGUUGCCUGAACUUCGUGGACGAGAACGACGAGGUCCUCCUGGCUGGUUUCGGUCGCAAGGGCAAGGCCAAGGGUGACAUUCCCGGUGUUCGAUUCAAGGUCGUCAAGGUCUCGGGUGUCGGUCUGCUCGCUCUGUGGAAGGAGAAGAAGGAGAAGCCCCGGUCUUAGAGAGCAAGAGAUGCUUGUGGAAAAGAGCGAAGUCACGUCAUAAUUUUGGCAUGAGGAGUAACAUUGGCUUGCUGGCAUCGGCAUACAGGUUGGGUUUUGUCAUGCGAGACUAGGUUCGGAAGGUAGAUCCAGGUCUCACUCAAAACAUUCAAGCAUCACAACGGCACGCUGAAUCCCUUGUUUCCUGUGGCCCUCUAUUAUUGUACAAAUUUGGGGCUACACGUUCUGCUAUAUACCUGUAAGGCUCGACUGGCAGACGGUCAUCAAUCGGCGUCCUUCGCAGCGGCGUCAUCCUCCUCGACUCUGCGGAUCAAAUAGUCC